Naegleria fowleri is the source of this 723-nucleotide messenger RNA. RefSeq lists its product as uncharacterized. NCBI's taxonomy places the organism in Eukaryota, Heterolobosea, Eutetramitea, Acrasida, Naegleriidae. The transcript has a single exon. The coding region runs from base 1 to 723 and encodes 240 amino acids. The record is from RefSeq and is a predicted model, not a curated record.
AUGAAUUUUCUGUACAGACUCUUCGGAACAGGUGCUGCCCAUCACCACUCCUCUUCAUCAGCAAAUGUUGAAAAAGACCUCCGAAAGAAAAGACGAAUGCUACAAUUGACGGAGGAUCAAAUUCAUGUUCAGGAAGAAACAUAUGAAACAUUAACCGAAACGAUUAAAAAUAUGAAACUUCAUUUGGAGUCCAUCCGACAACGAGAACAAGAAAUGAUUUUAUUACAAAUUGAUACGGAACGUGAAUUACAGGAGGAUUAUGAAAAUUAUUUGCAAAAGGGAAAAAAGGAUGAAGAAUAUGAAAAGAAAUAUGAAGUAUCUCGAAAAUUCCUUGAAGAAACUAUGGCUGCAAAAAAACAAGAAAUUAAAGCCAAAAUGGAACAAUACGAAGCAAGAAUUAAGAGUUUAGAGUUAAAGGCUCAAGAAAUUCUCAAAACAAAACAAGUGACAGAGGAUACUAACUAUUUGUUGAAUGAAGAAGUUCAACGAUUGGAAACUCAACGACAGAAAGAAUUUGUCGCUGGAGACAAUUAUGAUCAGUUGGGCGAAGAGGAAGAUUUGGAGGCUUCAUCGAACAUUCCUCUCUCCUUGCAGACAGUUCCAGUUCAACCACAAAUUCAUGACGAUCAACAUCCACCACAAUCAUCAUCCGAGAGUAAUAUUUCUCCCAAUAGUGCAGGAAAGGAUUUAUGGGAAAGAAAAGAUCACAGUGACACCAUUUGA